Molecule: messenger RNA, 462 nt
Organism: Penicillium verhagenii
Lineage: Eukaryota; Fungi; Ascomycota; Eurotiomycetes; Eurotiales; Aspergillaceae
Product: EMC6 family protein
Exons: 2
Coding region: 1-462 (153 amino acids)
Biological process (GO): autophagosome assembly; protein folding in endoplasmic reticulum
Cellular component (GO): endoplasmic reticulum; EMC complex; membrane
Source: RefSeq, a predicted model, not a curated record
AUGGCUCCUACAAAGCAGGAGCUCUCCCUGAUUAUCAACCCUCUCGUCCCAGAGGCUGUCCAGCAUAACAACCGAGUCCUCUCCUCCCUCCACAGCCUAACCUCCUUCCUCCUAGGCCUCAGUGCCGGAAUCCUCGCCCUCCAAUCUGCGGGCGGCUUUAUCUUCUACUUCGCCGGUACGGUCCUUGUUUCCGGCCUCUUCCACCUAGUCCUCAUCCAGCGCUCCGGUGGUGCGGGAGCAGGUGCUUUCUUCCCCGGUGCCGGUGGCGAGAUUGAUGGUAGUAUUGAGAUGGAUGCUAAGUCUGGUGUUGUGAGUAUGGAUCUUGGAGGGAGAAAGGAUCGGAGGCGCUUUGUGCUGAGGAAGGGGGCUUGGAGGGAUGUUUGGUUUGGAGGCGGUGUUGUUUCUGAGGCUUUGAGUGGAUUUGUGCUUGGGUGGGCUGGUGUGGGCGGUGUUCUGAGGUGA